Molecule: messenger RNA, 1735 nt
Organism: Drosophila obscura
Lineage: Eukaryota; Metazoa; Arthropoda; Insecta; Diptera; Drosophilidae
Exons: 3
Coding region: 1067-1615 (182 amino acids)
Source: RefSeq, a predicted model, not a curated record
CCCACACACACCCACACGCCCACAUGAGCAACUACGACUACGGGAACUACAGCAUCAGCGACUACACUCCACCCGGCGCCACACAAAACUAUUCAGGGUAUUAUUUCUGCGCACUCAACAAGCCGCCCAAGUUCGAGCGUUUCUACUAGAGCGUUUUCCCCGCCCCCCAUAAGAUAAAUAGGGUAAUAUAAAUAUACAUAUAUAUAUAUAUAUAUAUACAUACAUACAUGCAAAUAUAGGUAGCAUCUACCAGGUACACGCCCAGGAACACAGUUCAUGAAAACGGAACAAAUUCGAUCCUUGCAAACACAUACACUUUUUCAUUGGUUUCAGCAAAGAACGUAUAUUAGGGGUACUCUUGAAACAGUUUUUGAUAAUUAGCUUAGAUUUCCUUGCUCUAAAUUGAACCACAAAUCAAAAUUAUUUCGGAUUGUUUAUGUUGUAAAAUGGUUAACGGUUAACAGUAAGUCCAAGUCCCGCGCCCCCCCCAGAAUGCAGUUUAAAAUGCUCAAAUUGAUGUUUCUGUUCGGAUCGACGCGGAUAAUUAAACAAAGAUAACAACGGAUCCGUAUCCGGGAUUCGGUCCUAGCCCUAAGUGCUUCACUGUACAUACAUAUACAUAUACAUAUGUAUUUAUUAAAUUCGCAUAGCAUUCAUAUAUAGUACAUUCGUACGCAAGUAAGGUAGUUGAAAAACACGCAUAAAUCUAUUCAAACAAAAUUAGCCAACGAAGUAGACAUUAAGUCGGAGUAAGAAUUACCACAUCAAACACUCACAACACAGCAGCACCCAAAACGUGAAAUUAACAUACACACACACACACACACACUUAAAGUUUAAUCAUAUAGUUUUAGUGUUUAAGCGUACAUUUAGGACAGGUGCUUUGAUUGAUCUAAGCCAACGUUUCGUUUGCGUAUACCGAAGCAAAUUAUGAAUAAAUAUCGAAAAGUAUUUAUAAAGUUAUUACAACGGAUAUAUCAAAAUGAGUACCCACACUAUUUUUGUUUGACAGCUACGCUUGUCACAGCCCGUCAGCUUUGCUUCAAAUGAAUUGUGUUACACUGCAAUGGCAAACAAUUCUUCUAUCAGCGAAUCUGAGUGCAAAAGCUGUAUGCAAAUCACUCUGUCCUUGGGCUUGAGCCUGGUGCUACAGUAUCUUAGUGCUACGUCAGAGAUGGAACAGCCCGAGACGCACCGCCCUCAACCUGUGCCGCGGGACACGAAAAUGGCAAAAGGUUCGGUGGCCCCGGCCAGCCGAAAACAUCCGCGCAAUCAACUGAGGGAGAACCAAAUGGGACACUUCUACAAGUGCCUUUAUUGCCCGAAAGUGUUCCAAAGCCGCUAUGACCGCAAUGCACAUCAGAAGGGUCACCAGGAAAAAGAGAAUAUCCUGAAGUUCGGAUGUGCGUGGAAACGUUGCUCCAGCAGCUUCGAAACCGAACGCAACUUGUGGAAACACCAACGCAUGAAGGGACACCACUGCUGGACAAUUUGCUGCUGGCGCUGCAAAUUGCCUUUCCCGAAUUUCAAAUCGCAAAUGGCUCACACAAAAUCAAAGCGAUGCAUUGGUAGGGCAGAGGGAGGAGGCGUAACCAAAAGAAACAAACUAUUUUAAUGGCAGUGAACAGAAAAUGCAUUUUCAAAAAAUAUUAUCAACUAAAUAAACGGCCUCCGUGUCGCCGCCGCAUAGCAGCCGCGUGCCAUUUAUAUCGAAGGAAUUGACGGACUUGCGAAU